Messenger RNA from Mesorhabditis spiculigera, 890 nucleotides. The record is from the annotation of a GenBank genome assembly. NCBI's taxonomy places the organism in Eukaryota, Metazoa, Nematoda, Chromadorea, Rhabditida, Rhabditidae.
AUGAAUUUUCGGGAUUGGUUCGUCUUUUAUUCGGUAUUUGUGUUCGGCUUUAUCUCAAUCCUCUCGAAUAUUGGCGCGUUGAUAGUGGUGAAGCGGAAUCAGCACCUCUCCUUCCUCGUGGCCACCUAUCUUUGUAUGGAACAUUUGGCACGGAUUGGCCAGUCGCUCAUCUUAUUCUAUCCGGGCGCAUGCACGUUUAUAAGGACGGAUGCCGAGCCGAACUUAUAUGCCCGCGUGAGCGAUCAGGAACCAUAUGGCUAUUACAUUUAUCGGAAACACCGUAGUAUCUGCGAAGCCCAGGGACAGUUUGGAGCGCAGCUGAACUUGGCGCUUGGUAUCAUUUUCCUUUGUACUCAGCACGCUAUUGAAAUAGUGCAACUCGGUGUCUCGAUUAAUCGUCUGGCGGCUCUGGCUUUUGAAGGACGCUACUCAGAGUUGGUGAGCUCCACGAAGCUGCAUCAGCUAUUGGCGGUGUGGACGAUACCAGUCACCGCCAUUUAUUAUAUGACGAUGGAAUUGAUCGUGUUCUUCGAGGCUCACAGCUACGCCCUGAUCACAUCAGAAUAUGGAGCAAAUAUCCUCCGGGACAUGAUGUUCAAGCUUCGCAUGUUAGCAAAUUGUCUCACGUUGGGCGCCCUAUUUUCCGAUAUCGUGACAUUUUUCUUGAUACGACAGCAUCUGAAGAAAAAUCUCGCCACCUCAAGGCAUGACCCCGGCAAAAGUCGUGCCGAUCAUAAGCUGGCCAAGCAGAUGAUCGUUAACCACACCUAUUCGCUGGCCGUCACAGCCGUCAACUUCUAUGUCGCCUUCCUAUUCCAAGGACAGAUCGACUCGCUGUACAUUGAGCAUAUGACGGAGGAGGAUUUUGAACGACAAGCCGCGGAAGGGAG